GGAGCUGGCUGGUCUGGGUUCUGGCUGGUCUGGGAGCUGGCUGGUCUGGGAUCUGUCCAAAGCCCAUCUAACUCCAGGCAAGCCACCUCUGUGGUCAGAUGUGUUGCCAGCAGCCAUGUGCUGCACUCUCUGUCAUUAUAUUGAUGUGUGAGCGAGAAAGUGAGUGAGUGUGUGUACGUGUGUGUUCGUGUGUGUGUGACAAAGAGUGACUGAGUAAAACAAGCAGCGUGUUUCUUUAUUUACAAACAAGGUGAGCUGUCAUUUCCUCAUGUAGGUUAGACAGGAACACUGCACCCUCACCACAGCACACAGAGAGAGAGACCUGCAGCAGGAGGAGGGCCUACUCUGAGAGGAGGAGGGAGAGACAGGAGGGUGUUGAGACAGGAGGGAGAGACAGGCGAUCAGUGACACAUCUCUUCAGAAGUUCUCUUUGGUGGGUGAACGGUCUCCCUGCUUUGAAAAUAAAGUCUUCAUGCAAAUGCUGAGUGGGCGAGUUGCGUCAAGGUCAAGUGUUAACGCUGGGCAGCUCUGGGAAAGAAUCUACUCUGGUAAUCCAUAAUGCAGAGACCAGGAUGGACCCUCCAGGUCAUCUGAGACUGUCCCUGUGUGUCCCUGGUGUCCCCCACAGACGGCCUCCACCCCGCUCCACCCCAGCCUCAGCCUCAGGAUCCACCCCAGCCUCAGCCCCUGUCCCUGCCCUCCACAGAGGCCGGGCGGAGGGCUCUAGUGAGCGGUGGAGAGCGUCUAACGAUGCCUGGAUGGAGGUCUCAGUGGCGUCUGGUCCUGCUGAACUCCCUGACCUGUGGCCUGGAGAUCUGUGUAGCGGCUGGCAUCACCUACGUGCCCCCUCUCCUGCUGGAAGCGGGGGUGGAGGAACAAUACAUGACUAUGGUGCUAGGUAUCGGCCCAGUGCUGGGUCUGUUAUUCAUACCUCUGAUUGGCUCGGCCAGUGACCAGUGCAACAGCAGCUACGGCCGGCGUCGCCCCUUCAUCUGGCUUCUGUCCCUGGGUGUGCUGCUAGCGCUGCUCAUCAUCCCCCACGCCGACUUCCUCGCUGCCCACUUCUCCUGGGGGGGGCGCUCCCUCCAGGUGGGCUUCCUCAUCCUGGGAGUGGGUCUGCUGGACUUCUGCGGCCAGGUGUGCUUCACGCCUCUGGAAGCGUUGCUGUCGGACCUGUACCGGGACGAGGAGGACUGCAGCCAGGCGUUCGCCAUGUUCUCCUUCAUGGUGAGCCUGGGGGGGUGUGUGGGAUACCUCCUCCCCGCCCUCGACUGGAGCCGCGGCCUGCUGUCCGUCUACCUGGGAGGCCAGGCCGACUGCCUCUUCUUCCUCCUCAUCCUCAUCUUCAUCACCAGCGUGCUUAUCACCAUGAAGGUGUCGCAGGAAGAGGAGGCGGCGGCGGCGGUCGGCAGCAGGCCGGCGACGGCGGUGGCGGCCAUCUUGGACCCGGGGCCCUCGGACUCGGCGCGCUGCAUGCCGCGGUCCUGCUGCCACAUGCUGAAGUGCAAGCUCCGCCUCCUGAAGUGGGGGCCCCUGCUGUGUCUGGUCAGGAGCUGCUGGUCCAUGACGCCCGCCAUCUACCGCAGCUACUGCCACGUGCCGUUCGUCAUGCGACGCCUGUGUGCCUCGCAGCUGUGCAGCUGGAUGGCCGUCAUGUCUUUCAUGCUCUUCUACACAGACUUCGUAGGGGAGGGCUUGUACGAAGGCGUGCCCAGUGCACUCCCAGGGACCGCUUCCAGGCAGCGCUACGACGAAGGUAUCCGUGUGGGCAGCCUGGGCCUGUUCCUCCAGUGUGCUACAUCAACCUUCUUCUCCCUGGUCAUGAGUCGACUGGUCCGUCGGUUUGGUUCUCGCCAGGUCUACCUGAGCAGUAUGGUGAGCUUCACGGCGUCCACCCUGGUCAUCUGCCUGUCGAAGAGCGUGGUGCUCGUCACCCUCAUGUCAGCCCUGACCGGCUAUGCCUACGCUACCCUGCAGACGCUGCCAUACACCCUCACCUGCUACUACCACAAGGAGAAGGAGGUUUAUAUGCCAAAAAAGAAAAACAAAAAUGGGCUUAAAAAUGGCAUUUCAAUACAGAGAGACACUGUGCAUUUGACCUCCAUGGAUGAAGAGGAAGGGUUGAACCACAAACUAGGAGGCAACGGCCACGUCUUUUCCGACUACUCCACCCCUCUGCACGGCCAGAAUGGUUCGUCCCACAGCAUCGCCGGCCCUGAGGCGGAGGAAGCGGAGGUGGGGGAGAAACGUGGCGUGGGCCUUGACUUUGCCAUAUUAGACAGCACCUUCCUCCUCUCUCAGGUCUUCCCCACCCUGUUCAUGGGCAUGCUCGUCCAGUUCACUGCCUCUGUCACCACCUACAUGGCCAGCUCGGCCAUCUUCGGUGCCAUCGCCAUCUAUCUGGCCAAUCAUAUCGUCUUUGACCAAAAAGACCUCAAGAGCUGAGAGAGAGACAGAGAAAGAGACCAGGGGAAUGGAGUAGCACACUCCACAAUGCACUACAGGUCCCAGCAUGCCUUAGUGCAGGGUUGCUGUUUCCCUAGAAACCAGGGUGAAUUGUGUGUGUGUGUGUGUGUUGAUAGAUGUGUCUAUGACAGAACUCAAGGAAAGUGGAAGGAUGCCUGGAGUUAAGACCCAACCACUUGUUGCUUUAAAAGAGAUGUCUGGCAUUAGCUCACUCCAGUGCCCCACUCUGCCCUCACUGCCCACUCUGCCCCUCACUGCCCAUUCUGCCCUCACUGCCCUCACUGCCCCUCU
This is a messenger RNA of Hypomesus transpacificus, 2757 nucleotides long. Its product is annotated as solute carrier family 45 member 3. Gene Ontology annotation, biological process: transmembrane transport. Gene Ontology annotation, molecular function: sucrose:proton symporter activity. Bases 751 to 2445 code for a protein of 564 amino acids. Gene Ontology annotation, cellular component: membrane. The transcript has 6 exons. The record is from RefSeq and is a predicted model, not a curated record. NCBI's taxonomy places the organism in Eukaryota, Metazoa, Chordata, Actinopteri, Osmeriformes, Osmeridae.